Scleropages formosus (Asian bonytongue) is the source of this 1658-nucleotide messenger RNA. Its product is annotated as tubulin alpha chain. Gene Ontology annotation, molecular function: GTP binding; structural constituent of cytoskeleton. The transcript has 4 exons. The record is from RefSeq and is a predicted model, not a curated record. Gene Ontology annotation, cellular component: microtubule. The coding region runs from base 91 to 1443 and encodes 450 amino acids. NCBI's taxonomy places the organism in Eukaryota, Metazoa, Chordata, Actinopteri, Osteoglossiformes, Osteoglossidae. Gene Ontology annotation, biological process: microtubule-based process.
CACUAUAAAUAGCCCUCCUCUGCCUUCCUCCCGCAUUGCCGCCUUCACGCCCCGAAUCCUCAACGUCGGACCGAAGGCACCUCUGACAAAAUGCGUGAGUGUAUCUCCAUGCACGUCGGCCAGGCCGGAGCCCAGAUGGGCAACGCAUGCUGGGAGUUGUACUGCUUGGAGCAUGGGAUCCAGCCUGAUGGCCAGAUGCCCAGUGAUAAGACCAUCGGAGGAGGAGACGACUCCUUUAAUACAUUCUUCAGUGAGACUGGUGCUGGAAAGCAUGUCCCCCGAGCCGUGUUUGUGGACCUGGAGCCCACUGUCAUUGAUGAGGUACGCACAGGUACCUACCGGCAGCUGUUCCACCCAGAGCAGCUCAUUACAGGCAAGGAGGAUGCAGCCAACAACUAUGCCCGAGGCCACUAUACCAUUGGCAAGGAGAUCAUUGACCUGGUUUUGGACAGAACACGCAAGCUGGCUGACCAGUGUACCGGCCUUCAGGGCUUCCUCAUCUUCCACAGCUUUGGUGGAGGAACUGGAUCUGGCUUCACUUCCCUCUUGAUGGAACGACUCUCUGUUGACUAUGGCAAGAAGUCCAAGCUAGAGUUUGCAGUCUAUCCAGCUCCCCAGGUGUCCACUGCAGUGGUUGAGCCCUACAACUCCAUCCUCACCACUCAUACCACCCUGGAGCACUCCGACUGUGCUUUCAUGGUGGAUAAUGAGGCCAUCUAUGACAUCUGCCGCAGGAACCUGGACAUUGAGCGUCCAACCUACACCAACCUCAAUAGGCUUAUCGGUCAGAUUGUCUCCUCCAUCACAGCCUCACUGCGCUUCGAUGGAGCCCUGAAUGUGGACCUGACGGAGUUCCAGACCAACUUGGUGCCCUACCCUCGUAUUCACUUCCCCCUGGCCACCUAUGCCCCAGUGAUCUCUGCUGAGAAGGCCUACCACGAGCAGCUGUCUGUGGCUGACAUUACCAAUGCCUGCUUUGAGCCAGCCAAUCAGAUGGUCAAGUGUGAUCCUCGCCAUGGCAAGUACAUGGCCUGCUGCCUGCUGUACCGUGGAGAUGUGGUUCCCAAAGAUGUCAACUCUGCCAUCGCCACAAUCAAGACCAAGCGCACCAUCCAGUUUGUAGACUGGUGUCCCACUGGCUUCAAGGUGGGUAUCAACUACCAGCCUCCCACUGUGGUGCCUGGAGGAGAUCUUGCCAAGGUCCAGAGGGCUGUAUGCAUGCUGAGCAACACCACUGCCAUCGCUGAGGCUUGGGCUCGCCUUGACCACAAGUUUGACCUGAUGUAUGCCAAGAGGGCCUUCGUCCACUGGUACGUGGGAGAGGGCAUGGAGGAGGGAGAGUUCUCCGAAGCUCGAGAGGAUAUGGCUGCCCUGGAGAAGGACUACGAAGAGGUGGGAACAGACAGCGUUGGUGAGGAAGAUGAGGAGGGAGAGGAGUACUAAGAAGGAAAUCCAAGCAGGACCCUCCCCCCCUCCAUAUUUCAUUCCAAAAGGCCUGCUUGUAAUGAGUUUACUGUUUAUAUGCAAUGGGUGACAUUAGGUGGACAUUUGAAGUCCUUAUUCCACAGUUUUGAUACAUUCCAUACUGUGAAAAAUGAGACCUCUCCAGCAAUGCUAUUGUGAAGCAUCAGCUUAUUCAAUAAAUUCCAUUUAAAGUG